Cladocopium goreaui is the source of this 861-nucleotide messenger RNA. Lineage: Eukaryota; Dinophyceae; Suessiales; Symbiodiniaceae. The record is from the annotation of a GenBank genome assembly.
AUGGCUGUGCCCAUUGAAGUGCUGUGCAAGGAAUGCUUCAUGCGGGAAGAUCAAGGCAGCUCGGGUCGCUUGGACCGCGGCAGUUUUGCAAAGGCCCUGGGGCGGGUCUUUGCAUCCCUGCAGCCGGUGGUGCCGCAGCCGGAUGCCACGUGGUUUGACCGAGUCUACGAGAGCUAUGCUGCCAAGUGUGGCGGCGGGGUGUCCCUGCGAGCCAUGGAAGAUGCGGCGAAGCAAUUCGUGAGCCAUCAUCAGAAGAAACGCGAGUCUGCGAAGCAGACGGAAGCACCAAGCCACCAGCCCUCGCCUGCCAAGCAGCCGACAGGGCCAUCGGUGGGCCAGACGGUCGGCGAUCGUCAUCAAAAGAAAGUCAUCGAGGAGAUGUCCCCCAAGGGCUACGCCCUGCCGCAGCAGGUGCCCUUCUCCCCCAGCGCGCCGCGGCCGGGCUACGGCAAGGCGGUGGAGUUGGCGUCCGCCGUGAUGUGUCCCAUGAAGCAGGGCAGCAACGUCUUGGAGGACUACAUCAUGGACGACAAGAAGCUCGGGGAGGGCAGCUUCGGACAGGUCUGCGUGGUGACGCAGAAGCUCACCGGGCAGAAGCGCGCCAUGAAGCGAGUGGGCAUCCAAACGGAGAUGGAUAAGCGCCUGGUGGAGACGGAGAUUCAAUUGCUGAAAAAGUUGGACCAUGGAAAUAUCAUGCGACUUUCUGAGUGCUACGUGGAUGGCACCAGCCUCUUCUUGAUCUCGGAGCUCUGCGAAGGCGGCACGUUGCUUCAGGGCUUUGCGCGGCAUGGCUCGGAAAGCAAGGCUGCUAGUGCUGUGCGCCAGAUUCUAAGUGCCACGGCAGGGGGCUCCCAGCGGUGA